AUGAAGGAGGGCAGACUGGAGGUGAAGAUGAAGAGGGUUUUUUGUGGAACAUCCUGCUUGGUGAUGCUGCUGGUGGAACUCUUCUGGAUUAAUGGGACUCUCGGACUGCAAAGAGAUGCGGGAAGUAGGGUGAUGAAGCAGUGGGAGAGGAAAGUGCGUUCGGCCUCCAGCCUUGACGAACUCCUUCGACUCGCAGACUUCCCUGACUGGAAGUUGUGGAAGUGUCGCAUGAGGUUACAGCAGUCAGAUUCUCUUUUCUCGCCACCUUCAGCCGGCUCACACCGAUCGACGCGCUACGCCGCAGAGUCUUUCAGCCUGGAGAUACUUAAAGCCGUAGAUGAGGAAUGGCAACGGACACAGUGCAUGCCAAGAGAGACGUGUGUGGAUGUGGCCAAGGAGCUGGGCACUGACCCAUCCAUGUUCUUCAAGCCACCUUGUGUGUCCGUUCAUAGAUGUAGCGGCUGCUGCAAUCAAGAAGGUGUGACAUGUAGAAACACAAGUACAGUGCUGGUCAAUAAAACUGUCCUUAGCGUGAUUCCUUUUAAUUUUGUCCCAGAGCCCGUGCUGAUAAAAGUAGCAAAUCAUACAGAAUGCAGAUGCAUGGAGCCGGCCAUUAUUCGACGUAAUGCUCAGCCUCAGAGGAGCAGUGGUUGUUCUUUGAUCGGACAGCUUUCAGAGGCAGGAAAUUCCAGGAGACUUUGUGUCAGUGGAUGGAUUUGGGAUUGUGCAAGUGACAGAUGCAUACCGUACCCCUCCAGUAGUCGACCAGAGUUUCCUCUGUCUUCAUGGAUGCCCGACUGCGAAAUCGAUGUGGAUCGUUGCGACUGCAUUCCAAGAGUUGAGCCAACUGCCCAACUUAGGUCGGUCCAUCGCUGUCACCUAAACAGCUCCAUUUGUUCUCACAGACGGCAACAUUUUGACCCGUCCUCCUGCAGAUGCAAGUGGCCCAAGUAG
This is a messenger RNA of Nerophis lumbriciformis (worm pipefish), 954 nucleotides long. The record is from RefSeq and is a predicted model, not a curated record. Lineage: Eukaryota; Metazoa; Chordata; Actinopteri; Syngnathiformes; Syngnathidae.